Molecule: messenger RNA, 737 nt
Organism: Heterotrigona itama
Lineage: Eukaryota; Metazoa; Arthropoda; Insecta; Hymenoptera; Apidae
Source: the annotation of a GenBank genome assembly
AUGUCUUGUGUAUUUGUUUCAAAUUAGAUACGUGGAAAAAAUCAGUGCCUGCCAUAUAUAUUACUUUCUUAUCACCCUGGGCUUUGUAAUAGUGGCAUUCACGUGUACUUUCGUGAGGGUAAGUUUCAUUUUGUUGUCAGAAAUUUAACUGCGUUAUUUGGUCACUGUAAUUAAAGAAUACAAUUUAGUCUCUAUCAGACACGACUCAGACUGUGGUUACAGUGGAUGUAAAUACUUACUAUUCUAAGUUUACUCUGUCAUUCAAAAGUUUCGGAAGAUUUUUGGUUCUUAAUAUCCUGUAUUUAAUAUGAACAAUCAAAUUUUUCAAUUACAAUAAUUCUAUGACAUAUGGUCACCAAUAGAAUUAAUCUUUCACAAAUUCUUUGUGGUAUAAAAUAUUUAAUUGUUCUAACUUCAUAACAAAUGUAGUACUUUCACACAUGACAUGUGUAUUCAAUUAGUAAAAAAACAUUUAUUAGUCGACAAAAGAUUCAUUAGAAUAUAAAUCCACCGUAAUCACAGAUUUAUCUCAUUGUGAUUUAAUAAAUGGUAUUAUGCGAUUAGUUGUCAGAGACAGAAAUGGGGACCCGGUUCUUCACGUUAUAUACGAAUCCCAAUGGUACAAUGGUCCGUUGAAAGUACAACCAUUAUAUGUAAUGGUGUUGCGAAAAUGUUUGAACCCGCCCAUGAUAACAGGUGGAGGAUUGAUACCUUUGAAUUUGGACAGUUUCGUACAG